AUGCCGGCAGAUGGCGAGAAAGACGAAAUUCCAAGCUCGCCACAAAGUGCUUGCCGGCGUGCUGUGCUGCGAGUGACCGGCAUGACCUGCUCCAAUUGCUCAUCCGCUGUGGAGAGGGCCGUGAGUCAACUAGAAUUCGUGGAGCGCUGUCAGGUCGACUUGAUCAACUCGCGGGCUUCCAUCGAUUACAGUGGCAGAUCUGGCACUGGGCCGGGCAUUCAGGAUCUCUGUGACGAGGUGGAGAACAUCGGCUUCGAGGCGUCAGUGUUGGAAGACUUCCAGAUUCUCGACUGUGAGGCAUCGCCCGGAGGGCGGAUGUCGCUGGACCUGCUGGUCCUCGGGAGCGAAGAAAAAGGCUGCUCUGCCGCCGAGGUGCUGCUAAGGCUGCCAGGGGUCCUCGAAUGCUUGCCAGGCUCGGAGCAACGUCUCCGGGUUGCCUUUGACCCGACGCAGGUCGGUGCAAGGGACUUGCUUGGAGAGUUGAACAGCUCGGGCUUUGCCGCGCAGCCCGACUCUGCACCCGACAGUGCUAAAUCCGGUGAGGUCAUGCCUGGAGGACUAUUGACUGCUCUUAUGGUGACGUUCACAAUCAUCAUCAUCACGCAGGUCCUGCCAUGCUUCGAGCACUGUGACAAGCUGCUGCACAUGCACAUUGUUCCCGGUCUCCCUUGCGUGACUGUGAUUUUGGGGCUGCUGGCCACGCCGGUGCAGCUCUAUUGCGGACUCCGCUUCCACCUUGGUGCCUACCACGCAGUCCGGAGCGGCGUGUGGGACAUGAACGUGCUGAUCUCGCUGGGGACUGUUCUUUGCUUUCUGUACUCUCUGAUGGUUGUCGUGCUAAUGAUUUCCACGACGCUGCUUCCUGGAAAGAACAUCGAAUGCAAGGCGCCACCCCCUUCAUAUUUCGAGACGCCUUGCUUCGUGAUCACUUUCGUGUUACUGGGCAAGCACCUGGAGGCAUGGGCAAAGAACGGUGCCUCCAGCGCGCUCCAGCAACUGCUGUCGCUGCACCCAAGCAAUGCGCACCGACUUCCAAAGGACAGCAUGGAGGUCGAGGACCUACCGGUCCAACUUUUGCACCUCGGAGACACCCUGCAGAUUUACCCGGGAGAGACGGCACCAACAGACGGGAUCAUGACCGGCCUCGGCUACGCCGAGUUUGACGAGUCGCUGCUCACAGGAGAGGCCAAGCCUCUGCGCAAGCGGGCCGGCGACAUGGUCAUCGGUGGCUCCAGGUGCCUGAACGGCCGAGCGGAGAUUCGAGUAGAACGUCUGGGGAGCAAGACUCUGCUGAGCCAAAUUACGGCCCUCGUCGAGCGUGCCCAGCUGAAUCGCGCUCCGGUACAGCAUGUGGCAGAUGCCGUGGCCCACCGCUUCGUGCCGGCAGUUGUGGCGCUGAGCGUCCUGACGUGGGUCACAUGGUAUGUGCUGGUCUACAUUUCAAAGACCGUAACACUCGCCGACAUCACCCGGAAUCGCGAAAGCUCACAGCCGGAGCUGGACAAGGCGUUCUUCGUGUUGGAACACGGCCUCAACGUUUUACUGGUGGCCUGCCCCUGUGCCCUUGGUCUUGCCACCCCCACGGCAGUCAUGGCCGCGACUGGGGUGGCGGCGAAGUUUGGGAUCUUAGUUCGCUCCGGUGCGGUCCCUCUGGAACUGGGCUCCAAGAUUCAGCGCAUGGUGCUGGACAAGACGGGCACACUGACGACGGGCAAACCGAAGGCGGCUGCCUCGGCCGUGCUCUGCCCAUGGACUCAAGAGGAGCAGAGCUGGGAGAGACUUCUGAGCCGCUUCCGAGAAGCCGAGGAGCUCUCUUCCCGCCGCAAGGUGGCCUUUGCUGUGGACAUGACGACUACGUGGGUGAGCGCUGGCACCGAUGCGGAGGCCAAGCCGACGUCGCCUCGACCGGCGCCCGGGUUCAAGGUGUCCAUGCCAGGAUCCCGGUCAGUCUCGGAGAAGGAGGACCUGCGCUCCGAGGCAGAGUCCGCUCUUUGGUGGGCUCUCGGCUCGGCGGAGAGUUCGAGCGAGCACCUCAUCGCAAGGGAGCUUGUCGAUGUUGCCUCUCAGAAGGCACGACGACCGCUGUCCAAACCGGCAAGCUUCGAGAGCAUGACCGGUAUUGGUCUGACUUGUGUCUUGGAGGGCCUCUGCGUGGAAGUGGCGGCGGCACACCAUCUACUCAAGCGAUGCAAGAGACCUUCCGAGAUCCUGUCUGCCUGGGUUGAGGCCCAGCUGUUGGAGGGCGCCACGGUGGUGGCCGUGGCAGUGGAGGAUGUCGUCCUCGGUGCUGUGGCCCUGCGCGAUGCCGUGGCUCCAGGCGCGCGGAUGUGUGUUGCGCACUUGGAGAUGUCGGGAGUGGAGGUCUGGAUGUGCACUGGAGAUCACCGAAAGUCCGCCGAGGUUGUGGCUCGGGAGUGCGGCAUCCAGCAGUCACGGGUGGUUGCGCAGGCAUUGCCAGCAGACAAAGUCCGGGUCGUGAAGUACUUGCAGGGCGGCGACACUGACCUUCCAGGCAAGCAAGCUUCGCCUCAGCGAAGUGUGGCCACCGUGGCCAUGGUCGGGGAUGGCAUCAACGAUGCUCCGGCCCUGGCUGCAGCUGACCUGGGUGUCGCCAUCGGCGCUGGGCAGAAUGUGACGGUGGACGCGGCGGACAUCGUGCUGGUGCGCAGCGAGCUCUCCGACCUGCUGUCUUUCCUGGCACUGUCCAAGGAGACGCUCAACACCAUUUGGUUCAACUUCAUGUGGGCAUUCCUUUUCAACAUCUGUGCCCUUCCCGUGGCUUCCGGGAUCUUCUGGCGCCAGCAUGUGGUCAUGACUCCGCAGAUCGCCUGCGUCCUCAUGUUGGGCUCAUCACUUUUCGUCGUACUGAGCUCCCUGCUUCUGAAACGCUUCUCGCCUCCGGCGCUCUCUGACAUAUCACUGCCCUAG
Molecule: messenger RNA, 2928 nt
Organism: Symbiodinium sp. CCMP2456
Lineage: Eukaryota; Dinophyceae; Suessiales; Symbiodiniaceae
Source: the annotation of a GenBank genome assembly